Messenger RNA from Sus scrofa (pig), 3364 nucleotides. RefSeq names its product ubiquitin domain containing 1 (gene UBTD1). Gene Ontology annotation, molecular function: protein binding. NCBI's taxonomy places the organism in Eukaryota, Metazoa, Chordata, Mammalia, Artiodactyla, Suidae. The record is from RefSeq and is a predicted model, not a curated record.
CCCUGGCAAGUUGGGAGUAGAAGCCCCUCUGAAGAAAGAAUCCACAGGCUUGGAUGACCCAUUGGCUGAAGCAAGGGGAGGGCCUGGCAACCCUGGGGACUUGGGGAAAGGAAGCUCUUGUUAGCCUUCCAGAGCAGCAGAGCUGCUGCAGUGCUUGUGUUAGUUGCGAGAACUGAGUGUAGUUAACUCGGAAAGGCAAGUCUCAGGCUAAAAGCAAAUGGAAACUAAAGACUUCUAGAAAAUGGGUCCGGGGCCCACCGGCUCUGCUUCUUAGGAGCUGCGACCCUGCCCAAGUCACUCAGCUUCCUUGUCUUCAAAAUGGGAACAAAGUCUGCCCAGUCCCCUCGGAGAGAUGUGGGGAAGGGCAGAGGUCAUGUAUGCGACAGUGCUUUGUGCACAGGAAAAGCUUGUGCAGCUGCAGGCCGCUUCAUUACCAUGGCUGCUGAUGUGCCGGCCUGCACGGUGACCCCGCUGCGGGUCAGGGAGCCUUCCUUCCUGAGGCACCCCUGACUCCCAGGUGACGUAGCUGCUGGCUCUCUAUUACCUGGGGUAAUGUUGAAAACCGCUCCCUUCUGGAAAUUGAGCCUGGGGGUACCUGGAUGACCAAUUAGGUCUAAGAUCGGUCACCUCCCACCAACUUGCUGCGUUCCCCUGAUGGGCUCCGUGCACACGGCGCAGGGCUGAGACUGAGCCCUCCCUCCAGGAGAAAGAGAAGAGGCAGGGGAAGGGCCGGAGGUGGGCAAGCCUCACCCGUGUACAGUUCAGAGUGGAGUGGAAGGUGAUUUCUCCCCCAAGUGGGGCUCCUUGACCUGUUUCUCACAGAGAAAACCGUGGAGCAUUUGUCUCAAAGUUCCCAGGAAGAGGGGAAAUGAUGCAACUGCAUCCUGUUUUGCCACCGGCCUAGGGAAGGGGACCCAGAUGGGGACAGCAGUAGAUGGUGGCAGUGAUGGGAGGACUGGCAGAAUCCUGGGGCCCGCAGAGUUGGGGGAACAGGCUUGAGGAGGGGACCGAGGUCCGUGAGCCAGAGCCUGCGGCCCUCCUUCCGUUCUGUCCCGACCUUGCUCCAUCCAGUAGCGUCAGGUGGCCUGGUGGCCUGCUUCAUUCUCCCAGCCAUCCCCCUUCAGGAUGUGGCCUGGCUUUCCCCUGCUGCCUACACCCUGGCUUCCUGGCUUCCUUCUGGCUCACCGGCAGCUUCCUGUCUCGGGGAAGGGCCGCUUCCGGUGCCACCUGUCUCUGGUCCGGGUCUCUCCCCAGUGCUUUCUCUUCUGCCCCUUCCAGCCCCUUGGCUGUUUCCAUCCGUUUCCCUCCCACGGAGCCUCUGCUCCCCCCCACCCCAAGCCAGACUCUGUCUUCCGCCGGCUCCUUUCCAAACCCGGGCCCCUUGCAGUAUUACUUUUCCUAAAACACAGCAGCUGUGCAUUUUGCUGGCCUCCCCAGCUGUUCUGGUCCUUGACCACAGAGGUCAUGUUAUUUGUGACAAUAAAUAGAAAAUGAGAUGGAGAGGGUUGCCCAGUGCCUCGGGGCUGCCCUUCUAGCUGCCUGCAUUCCUACUGGGAACCAGUAAUAGUCAUAAAAAGAAUAAAGCUAAGGCUUUCACUCUCCGUUUCCUCUUAAUCAUUUUCCAGAUGCUGUGCUAAAUAUUUCAUAUGUGUUACUGCAUUUAAUCUUCAUCAUAACCCGAGACGUAAACUCAUUGUCAUCCUCACAAUCAAGGGAAACUGAGGCUCAGAGAGCUUCUAUAAUCUGCCUGACAUUAUCUGCGAGAGUCAGUGGCAGAAUGAGACUAGAACUGAUGGCCGUGUCCGCCUCCUCACUUUGGCGAUGUGUCCGCCUUCUGUGGGAGGAGAGUUGCCACACGCCCAGGCCUCCCCUCAGCCCACUUAAGCUUCGAGUUCCCCUUUCCCCCAGUUGCCUGUUGCAACUAAUAACCAACCCAGAUCAGGAAGCCUGUGGUGUCGUUCUCAGAGCUGUGCUUUGUUUGCUCUUUUCUCCAUAUCCAAGACAAUGGAAGGACCUUCAGAUGGACGCAAUGAGCCCCUGAAGAAGGAGCGGCUGAAGUGGAAGAGCGACUAUCCGAUGACCGACGGGCAGCUGCGGAGCAAGCGGGAUGAGUUCUGGGACACGGCGCCCGCCUUUGAGGGCCGCAAGGAGAUCUGGGACGCCCUCAAGGCUGCCGCCUACGCGGCUGAGGCCAAUGACCACGAGCUGGCCCAGGCCAUCCUGGACGGAGCCAGCAUCACCCUGCCUCACGGCACGCUCUGUGAAUGCUACGAUGAGCUGGGCAAUCGCUACCAGCUACCCAUCUACUGCCUCUCGCCGCCUGUGAACCUGCUGCUGGAACACACCGAGGAGGAGAGCCCGGAGCCCCCCGAGCCCACCCCCAGCGCCCGCCGAGAGUUCCCGCUGAAGGUGCGCCUCUCCACGGGCAAGGACGUGAGGCUCAGCGCCAGCCUGCCUGACACAGUGGGGCAGCUCAAGAGGCAGCUGCACACCCAGGAGGGCAUCGAGCCAUCCUGGCAGCGAUGGUUCUUCUCCGGAAAGCUGCUCACAGACCGCACGCGGCUCCAGGAAACCAAGAUCCAGAAGGAUUUUGUCAUCCAGGUCAUCAUCAACCAGCCCCCGCCGCCCCAGGACUGAGGUGACCACGGACCCCUGGGCAGAGAGGCCGAGGAGGGUCUCCGCAGGGCUGAGAGGCCUUCCGGCUGGAGCACUGGAUGCCCCCACCCUGCCGCUGCCUUGGAGAGCUGUUCUUUUCUUUGGAGGCAUCUCCCCAAAUAUGGCUGCUGGGCGAGCCCUGAGGGGGACCCUGCUUCCCGGGGCCACCAGUGCCCAGCACCCAGGAAACAGUGUGCUGCCACACACAGGCCUUGCCACCCUUGUCAGAGAAGAGGCAAACCAGGGCCCUCCAGCCUGCCUCUCUCCUGCGGCAGGUUCGAGCCACAAGGGCCAGCCCGGAGGCCCCCGGAGUCCAGAUCUGUCAUUGGGUGCUGCCGGCUGUGCCCACUCCGUUUUUCUGCUCAGGGUCUGAAGCAGCUGCUGUUUCCCUCCUCUGUCCCCACCCCCUGACUCUGCCCUGGGCACAGUGCCAGUCCCCCAGAGGGGAAGGGGACUCAUGAGCCCCAGGGGCGGGGAGCCUGAGGCCGGCCUCUGCCUCUCCCAGCCCCCAGCACAAUAGGCAGAGAUGCAGCGCUGGCGGGGUGGCUGGGCUGUUGUGGCAGGGGUCUGCGCAGGGCCGUCUCCUGGCUCUAGCCCUGGUAGCGGUGGCAGGGGAGGGGGGCCCUGCAGCCUGGCAGUGGCCCCACAGCAGGUCCCUGUGUACAGACAUAUCUGCAUAUUUAUCAAUAAAGCCUUUUUGCUCCUUCCC